Coniosporium apollinis CBS 100218 is the source of this 1044-nucleotide messenger RNA. RefSeq lists its product as uncharacterized. The transcript has 2 exons. The record is from RefSeq and is a predicted model, not a curated record. Lineage: Eukaryota; Fungi; Ascomycota; Dothideomycetes. The coding region runs from base 1 to 1044 and encodes 347 amino acids.
AUGAACGGCGACUACGCGCCAGAGCCCGUCCGGACCUUGACCUCGCCAUCCCCCGGGCCCGCCGUCGCCGCGCCGCCGCUCCCAGGCCAACCAGGGUACAACUGGGUCCUUCACGGGGACUCGCAUCCGGAUCUCGCGGCGAUCAUGUGGCCCGUCGCGGAAGCGAUCCGCACGGUGCGCAAUAAGCAGGAGAUUCUUCGGGAUGCCGUCAAUGAGCAGGGCGCUGCUGGGAUGGUGGAACGGAUGGGAGAGGGGAUGGUGGAGUUGGAGAGGAGGGUGAGGAAAUUGGGGGAUGGGCAGGAGAAGAUCAUGAGGCUGCUUGCGGCCUUGGGCGGAUUCAUGACGGCGGAGCAGCUAGAGGCGUUGAGGGAGGUGGAGGAGAUGACUGAAGGAGAGCGCAGAGGUGGAGAAGAUGGACUGAGGAGGGAGAUUGAGGGGCUCAGAGCGCGGGUUAAGGAACUUGAGAAGAAUGGCAAAACCCUCGAAGGAGGAGUGGCGAGCGCGAGGGAGCAGGUUGCGGACCGGCUGGACGCUCUGGACGGCCACAUCGACCAACUCAAGACGAACGUCCUGGCUGAUGUUCGCGAUCUGCGCAUCUCGGCGGCAGAGCACCGUAUCUCUACAAAUCAGGAUAUCGCCAUCCAGCAAUCCCAGCUCGAGGAACUCUGGCGCCACCUGUUAGAGGCGGAAGGCAGCCAGCAAGGGUGGGGGAAGCCGGUAGCGGCACGAAAAGAACACACCGUGCAUGAAAGCAAGAGCGUCCACCACUGGGUCGGGAGGAUUGUGCACGCUUCGCACCAGAGGGGCAUCGAAGAACAGAGUCUACGCCGUUGCCUCGAUGAUAUCGAGUUCAUGGCCACUCGGAGGCCACAUAAAUUGCUACCAGUGGACCGACCGUUUAUGCUGGACGGUAGCCCCCGGAUCGGGUUUCUUCAGAGGUCGGUCAAGUGGCUCCGCGAGUGCUAUGAGGCGGUGCGCCAGAGCGAGGAGCGGUUUUCAGUGGCCGGAGCGACGGCGCCUCGCAAGCGGCAUGCGUUGGGCUGA